Molecule: messenger RNA, 2757 nt
Organism: Pediculus humanus corporis (human body louse)
Lineage: Eukaryota; Metazoa; Arthropoda; Insecta; Psocodea; Pediculidae
Product: ATP-dependent RNA helicase, putative
Exons: 11
Coding region: 1-2757 (918 amino acids)
Cellular component (GO): cytoplasm; intracellular anatomical structure; nucleus
Molecular function (GO): G-quadruplex RNA binding; DNA helicase activity
Source: RefSeq, a predicted model, not a curated record
AUGAGUAAAAGUAAAAGUUACUUUUAUAAAAAAGGAGUCAAUUGUAAUAAACCGUUUAAAUCGGCAAGAGAACAAAAUAGCAAUGCUAAUCUUUUUGGAGAAAAAAGUAAUAGACGAGGAGAGUCUUUUCCUUCAAAACAGGAAAGACCGGAUAAACCUCCUCCAGGAUUAAAAGGAAAAGAAAUCGGGUUGUGGUAUAGAGAUAGACAACGUAGUAAAGAUGAAAAACCAUUAUCAAUUGUUUUAAAUGCUAGUAAAUUAGAUGAAAUUGAAGAAGUCCUAUACAAAGUGGGUACUUUGAAAGAAGAUGUUAAAUUUCAUAAAGAUUUUCAACAGAGGUUUUUAGAAAAAAUAAAUGUUACUUUCGAAGAAAAACUAAAUCAAUCUGAUAUUGUUAAAUUUAAAUCUGAUCCUGAAUUAGAUGAGGAAUUAUAUGAAGAAAUAAAUAAAAAAAAAGGUCAUAGUAAGCAUUUUCAAAAAAUGCUUGAUUUUCGACAAAGGUUACCCUCAUUCAAAAAAAGAAAAGAAUUGGUUGAUUUAAUUGAAAACAAUCAAAUGAUUGUUAUUUCAGGAGAAACAGGUUGUGGAAAAACCACUCAAGUGGUUCAAUUUGUAUUAGACGAUUACAUAUUUAAGAAGAAAGGAUCAUUAUGUAAUAUUGUGUGCACUCAACCGAGAAGAAUAAGUGCGAUUUCGGUUGCUGAAAGAGUUGCAUUGGAAAGAGAUGAAAAAAUUGGUGAGAGUGUUGGUUACAUUAUUAGAUUAGAAAGCGAAGUACCAAAAAGAAAAAGCGGAUCGAUUACUUAUGUCACUACUGGAGUUUUAGUUCAAAUGCUUCAAUCUGAUCCAGCAUUAAAGACACACUCUAGACCUGAUCUGAAAGUUGUAUUAAUGAGCGCAACAUUAAACGCGGAUCGUUUUUCCGAAUAUUUUGGCGGAAUACCUAGAAUAGAAAUUCCAGGUUUUACUUAUCCAGUUGAAGAAAUUUAUUUGGAAAAUAUAUUAACUAAAAUGAAAUUUCAGUUUCCUAUUUCCAGGAAAAAACUUGAUCCCGUUUUUAGUAAUUAUGUUAUACCGUACAUUAAUAAUUUGGAAAAAUCAAAUGAAUUCCCACGGGCUGUGACAAAUAUACUAAGGAAUCCAGAAUCGGAAUCUCUUAACGUUCAAUUCAUAGCUCAAGUCAUUGAAUUUAUUUGUAACACGGAACCGGAAGGAGCCAUAUUGGUUUUUGUUCCUGGUUUAGCACAAAUUCAAGAUUUAAAUAAAUUGUUAAAUUCCAAAACUUACGGUUCUCGUAGAAAUUUAAUUAUUCCAAUGCAUUCCAUUUUACCAACGGUCAAUCAAAAGCAAGCAUUUCAAAGGCCACCACCGGGAGUUCGAAAAAUAAUUUUAGCCACGUCCAUUGCAGAAACGAGCAUAACGAUAGACGAUGUCGUUUACGUCGUGGAUUGUGGUAGGCUUAAGGCAAAAGGUUUCGAUUUAAAAAAAAACGUUAUGACUUUAGAGCCCGAGUGGGAAACUUUGGCCAAUGCAAGACAGAGAAGAGGACGAGCUGGACGAAUUCAACCAGGGAAAUGUUAUAAAUUAUUUACGAGAGCCAGAGAAGAAACAUUUGAACCGUUUCCGAUUCCAGAAAUGCAAAGGACUCGUUUGGAAGAAGUUAUAUUGCACGCUAAAACUUUGCAAUUGGGUCGCAUCCGACCAUUUUUAGAAAAAUUAAUGGAUCCUCCAGAUGCGGAAGCGAUAAAUUUAUCUCUUAAAAUGCUUUUGACCAUCAACGCACUCGACAACGAAGAACGUUUGACUCCUUUGGGUUAUCAUUUGGCAAAAUUACCCAUGGAUCCCCAAACCGGGAAAAUGAUACUGAUGGGAGCCCUUUUCAGCUGUCUCGAUCCGAUACUUUCUAUAGCUGCUUGUCUCAAUUACAAAGAUCCCUUUAUCUUCUUACUCGGAAGCGAAUAUAAAGUCCACGAGAAAAGAUUUAAAUUUUCACGCGGAGAAAAAAGUGAUCAUUUCAUGUUGAGCGAAGCGUUUAGAGAAUGGGAAGAAGCCGAAUAUGGCGGUUUCGGUUUGAAUUUCGCAUACGAAAAUUAUUUGUCGAAUCAUAAUUUGCAUUUAUUAAGGAGCAUGAAGAGACAAUUUGCGAGACAUUUACAAAAAAUGAAUUUUAUAAUUAGCGACGAUCCUAAACAUCCUACGAGCAAUUAUAAUUCACACAACGUUAGCCUGAUAAAAGCAUUGGUGUGUUCAGGACUUUAUCCCAACGUGGCCAUGAUAAAGAAAGUCGUUAAAAAAAAAACGGAAGGAGUUAGUAGAGUCGUUUGGAAAACGGCAGAUCAUCCGAAAGUCGAAAUACACGUCAAAUCCCUUUUGGAAAAAGUCAAACAUUUCGAAAGUCCGUUUUUAGUUUAUUUCGAAAAAAUAAAAAGCAGUUCGAUAUUUUUACACGAUGCGACCAUGGUCUACCCGAUGGCUCUACUGUUCUUCGGCGAAAGGUUAAACAUCAUCCAAGAAAAUAACGGAUAUUCCGUGAGAGUCGACGACAUGAUCAAAUUCAUAUGUUUUAAAAAAACUGCAUCUCUCGUUCAGAAAUUGAGAACACAAUUGCUUCUUCUCCUCGAAUCCGCCAUAUCGAAUCCUGGAGUCGUGGAUUGGGAAAAAGAAAGUCAAACGACCGUUAUUUUAAGAGCCAUCGUCAAAUUAAUCACUUCCGAAGAUCAAACUUCAUUGGAGGCCUUCAACGUUGAUUUCGAAUAA